AUCCAACGAAAACUACGAUUGAAACGCCGGCAAUUGUCAAAACAAACCCUUACAAAACAACUGUUUUUCAAUUUCUUUUCCAAAAUAAAAAUGGGAGACGAACAGGAAAGCGAACCAGUCAUCGGUACCGGCAACCAGGACGAAUUAAUAAUGCAACAGCAACGCCAAAUUGAACGUGAAAUUUCAGAAUCGACUGCACUAGUAGGAGAGUUAGAACCGAUAGUGUCGUUAAAUAGCGAAUACUCCAACGACAACGUCUACUUAGAGAAGAUUAAAGACUUGUCCUCCAAGUAUAAGCAUAUACGUAGGACUAGGCCGGACGGUAAUUGCUUUUUUCGUGCGUUUACCUACGCGAUGAUAGAACAAAUGUUGGAGAAUUCGAACGAGCUCGAACAGUUCAUCAAAUUAAUCGAAUGUAGCAAAAUGGGCCUUCUGCGUUUGGGGUUUCCCGAAUUCACCGUCGACGACUUUUACGAAACCUUUAUGGAUGUACUUAAGCGGGUACGGGAUAUAAAAAACGUUAACGACGCCAAAAAGGAACUGCAUACGCUUUUCAACGAGCAGGGCUAUUCGGAUUACAUGGUUGUGUAUUUACGUUUGCUAACCAGUGGACAUCUACAGAGAGAUCAAGAAUUUUACAGCUGCUUUAUUGAAGGCGGACGAACGGUGGUGGAUUUCUGCCAUCAGGAAGUCGAGCCGAUGUACAAAGAGAGUGAUCACAUUCACAUCAUGGCUGCUUGUGCUGCUUUAGAGACGGGUGUACGUGUGGUGUAUAUGGACCGUGGUAGUAGUAAAUCAAACAUUGAGCACGAUCUGCCCGAAGGUACCGCUCCUAGUGUUCAUUUACUUUACCGUCCUGGCCAUUACGAUAUAUUGUAUUUGUAAUUUAAUUGUUAUUUACUGAUCUUGUCAUGUAGUUUUCAAAUAAAACUCUUUAAAAGA
Messenger RNA from Photinus pyralis (common eastern firefly), 942 nucleotides. RefSeq names its product ubiquitin thioesterase otubain-like. Lineage: Eukaryota; Metazoa; Arthropoda; Insecta; Coleoptera; Lampyridae. Gene Ontology annotation, molecular function: ubiquitin binding; cysteine-type deubiquitinase activity. The record is from RefSeq and is a predicted model, not a curated record. Gene Ontology annotation, biological process: protein K48-linked deubiquitination. Gene Ontology annotation, cellular component: nucleus. The transcript is spliced from 4 exons. The coding region runs from base 91 to 885 and encodes 264 amino acids.